Protopolystoma xenopodis is the source of this 1075-nucleotide messenger RNA. Lineage: Eukaryota; Metazoa; Platyhelminthes; Monogenea; Polystomatidea; Polystomatidae. The record is from the annotation of a GenBank genome assembly.
GCUCGAUCCCGUGGAACUCAAAGAUGGCCCUGGCCCGAGCUUGAAUCCCGCGCGAGACCUUGUGCUCCAUCUCGGGCUUGUCGUGGAUGUUGCUCUCUUGGCUUCCGCUGCGCUAGUCCGAAAUCAGCUUUCACCUUCUUGCCUCUCUCUCUUGCUUCCUCGUCUCUUUCCCGCAUGUACACGCAUGCAUGCAAGCGGGCCCAGAGCCUCACCGUUUCGCCCUCCGUCACCAGCCUCCUCUGCUUCGCCUCACUUUUGCACCAUUUAUGCGCUCUUUCAGGUCGACUGUCUCGCCAAAGAGGAGGUACAGCAGCAGAAAUGGAAGCAGACGGCCCUGCGCUCGCUGUCCCACCCGGGCGUCUACAGUCAGCCCUGCGGCCUGAUCGGCAGCACGAGCCAACCGGGCCAGUUGGAUCAGCCCGGCCGGCUGACCGCGACGCCGUCGCAAGAGGAUCACUCGGUGUGGAGCCUGGCCGUCCGACGGCCCGGCUCGACGACAUCGCUGGCGAGGCCGCUGAGACCAGUCUCGACCGUGGAGCCGUUCGGGGCGCCGACUCGAGCCGAGGAGGUCUCGGAGAAGCGGGACUCCGAAGCGAUGGUCGACGUGGCUCGUGGCGAGCUCGAGGCCGAGGCCGAGGCGAACCGAUUAGCUCCGCCUCAGUCGACGGAAUACGCCGAACCGGCCGCAUCAGAGCCCCGAAGACGGCCGCCUCGGUCCCCCGGUCCGAGGAAGGAGACGGUUGACGAGACCGCAGCCUCGUCUGGCAGUGAGGAGAAGGAGCUCAUCGAGCUGGCCACUCGGAUGGACCGAUCACCAGCCGGGGCCUCCUCGGGCACCGACAACUUCUCCAUCAUCUUGCCCUCUACGGAGGGCGGCUACUCGACGGACGAAGAGGAGUUCGGCCUCAUCAAGGGAUACAGUAAGUUGUCCUCCGAUUCGCAGUCUGUACAUCUCAUAUUACUGGUUUACUCGUGGUCUCAAAACUCUACCUGCAUACAAAAUAGAAGUAACGUUGUCGAUUGUAAAAGAAAAAAAAUACGCUUUCCUCAUCGACAAUCCCACCGAAUAAUGUGA